GCAGGGUUGGGACUUGGGCCACAACAGUGGGCUAUUAGGGUUAACAUUCUUUUCUUUAAUUGGGUACCUAUUUUUUCCUAAGCCCAAAAAAACCUCAGCCAAAAAGAGAAACAAUUACCUUGAGUGGCAUAGUAAGCGCGCCAAAGCCAUCAAAGUUUCCCGCGAUUUUUCUUGAAAAUCCCUAAACCUCAUCUCAGCACUCUUCUAACUCAUUUCUCUCACACACUGACUCUCACUCUCAUAGUCUCAGAAAAGUAGAGAGAGAGAAAGAAUAAACAAUGUCAGACGAAGAAGCUGCUGCAACUACCGCCGCCGGUAGGAGAAGGACCAGAGGUACCGCUUCCUCCGCCCGCAGCGAGGCCCUAGAGCGUCUCAAAGCCCGUGUCCGCGGCGGGCCCCAGAUCAGGCUCGAAAACCCUAUCUACGAUACUGUCGAGGAAGAAGAGUACAACGCCCUUGUCGCCAAGCGCCGCGAGCAGGCCCGUGCCUUCAUCGUUGACGACGAUGGCCUCGGCUACGGCGAUGAGGGGGAGGAAGAGGACUGGUCUAAGGGAGGCUUCUCUCUCUCCUCUGACGAAUCCGAUGGCGCCGAAAAUGAAGCCAAGCCAAAGCGGAAGAAGCUUGAAAAGAAAGAACAUAAUCCCAACCAGAAACGCACAUCGGCUGCGCUUUCCGCCGCCGCUGUCGGCGCCCAGCGGCUAUCCUCGAUGUUCACCUCAUCGCUGUUCAAGAAGAGCAGGGACGACAAGGCCCCCGACAGCAUCGUUGACGAUGUUCUGGCGGAGUUUGCAGCCGACGAGACCGAUAGGGAACGGCGGAGAAGAAUCCAUCCGAAAGCCAUUCCCAAUUCGAAUUCAAAUUCGUCCUCUGCUACAAACGAUGCUCUUCGGAUUAAUCGCGAUUUCGUUAGCAAUUCGUCAAUUGUUGGAGCAUCUGAUUUGAUGAGAGGUUCUUCGUUGCUCAACACUGCUGUAAAUUGUGAUGUUGAGUCGGUUAGGGUUGUUAGCAAUGACGUCAGUGAUUUGGGUUCAGAGCAGAAGAAAGGCGAGGCAGUUAAAGAAAAUGAGCUUUCAAUUGAAUGCUCGGAUAAUGGGAAAGUUUUUAGUUCUGAGAAUGGUGAUGCAUCAAUUGAGCAAGUUCCGAGUAAUGUUAAUGUUGGUAAGGAGGAAGUUGUGAAGGACUCUAAGGCAGAGGAAAAACCUGUUGCUGUGAAAAAGGAGUUGUUUACUUUGAAUGCAAAGCUUAAGGAAGAAAAAGAGGACCCUGCGUUGAGUGCUACUGCGGGUUGGCAAGCAGUGAGAAAUGGUGGUGCAGCGAAUGCAAAUGUUGGGGAUUCGAAAGCAUUGAGAGAGGCUUUGCAUAAAGAAGAACACUCGGAGUUCAAUCUGGAGGAAGAUGGUUCGCUACCUUUCUACAUACUCGAUGCCUAUGAGGAGUUUAAUGGAGCGAAUAGGGGAACACUUUAUUUAUUUGGGAAGGUUAAAGCCGGGAAUUCGUAUCAGAGUUGUUGUGUUGUUGUGAAGAACAUGCAAAGAUGUGUCUAUGCCAUUCCAAGUCACCCGAUACAUCUUACUGAUGAAAUGGUGAAACUUGAGAAAGAUGCUAAAAAAUCUGCAGAUUUCCAUAAAAAGCUGCAAGAUGCAGUAUCUGGUUUAAAGAACGAGUUAGCAAAACAUCUUCUGAACUUGAAUGUUUCAUGCUUUAGUAUGGCUCCUGUUAAGAGGAAGUAUGCAUUUGAAAGGUUCGAAAUUCCUUCUGGUGAAAGUUAUGUGCUUAAAAUCAGUUAUCCAUUCAAGGAUCAAAUACUUCCUGCGGACCUGAAAGGAGAAAGUUUCUCUGGUCUUUUAGGAACUCAUUACAGUGCUCUGGAGCUUUUUCUGGUUAAAAGAAAGAUUAAGGGACCUUCGUGGCUACAGGUUUCGAACUUUUCAAACUGCCCAACUUCUGAGAGGGAAAGAUUUGUUAGCUGGUGCAAAUUUGAAGUGAUUGUUGACUCCCCUAAAGACAUCAGGGUUUCAACUUCAUCAAAAAUCAGUUUUGAGAUUCCUCCUGUGGUUGUCACAGCAAUAAAUUUGAAAACCACCAUAAAUGAAAAACAGAACGUAAAUGAGAUUGUAUCUGCAUCUAUAGUCUGCUGCAAUAUGGUUAAGAUUGACACACCUAUGUUGGCUUCAGAAUGGAAGAGACCUGGAAUGCUUACCCAUUUUACUGUCAUUCGUAAAAUUGAUGGGAAUAUAUUUCCACUGGGGUUCAGCAAGGAGGUUACAGAGAGAAACUCAAAAGCUGGGUCAAAUGUUCUGUGUGUUGAAAGCAGUGAAAGAGCUUUGCUGAAUCGCCUGAUGACAGAAUUACACAAGUUGGAUAGCGAUGUUCUUGUUGGGCAUAAUAUAUCUGGAUUUGACCUGGAGGUACUCCUCCAUAGAUCCCAGGCGUGCAAAGUACCAAGCAACAUGUGGUCUAAACUAGGCCGCCUCAAGCGUUCUGCAUUGCCUAGGCUUGAUAGAGGAAGCAAGGCAUUUGGUUCUGGAGCUCGUCCUGCUGUCAUGUCUUGUAUGUCUGGCCGGCUUCUUUGUGAUACAUUCUUGUGUUCCCGUGAUCUGCUCAAAGAGGUCAGUUAUUCAUUAACUGAACUCACAAAAACGCAGCUGAAGAAGUUUAGGAAGGAAGUUGCUCCACAUGAUGUUCCAAAGAAGUUCCAAUCAGCUGAAUCCCUAAUUGAGCUUAUUGAAUGUAGUGAAACGGAUGCAUGGUUGUCCAUGGAACUCAUGUUUCAUUUGAGUGUUCUUCCUCUCACCCGCCAGCUGACUAAUAUUAGUGGUAAUCUGUGGGGGAAAACUCUUCAGGGUGCUCGGGCACAGAGAGUGGAGUUUCUUUUGUUGCAUGCUUUCCAUGCAAAGAAAUAUAUGGUGCCAGACAAAAUUCCAAACUAUGCAAAAGAAACAACAUUGACGAAACGCAAAGUAGCUCAUGGUGUUGAGGAUAGCAACUUACAAGAAGCAGAUGGUAAUGAGGCAAACUAUGAUAAUGAUGCUGCCGAUACUGAUAAUAAGAAAAGCAAAAAGGCUCCUUCUUAUGCUGGAGGUCUGGUAUUAGAGCCAAAGAAGGGACUAUAUGACAAAUAUAUACUACUUCUGGACUUCAAUAGUCUUUAUCCUUCUAUCAUUCAGGAAUAUAAUAUAUGCUUUACCACUGUUGAAAGAUCUCAAGGUGCAUCAUUUUCCCGUUUACCAUCCAGUCUAGAAACUGGGGUCUUGCCGGAGGUAAGAAAACACUUACUGGUAAAAAAGUGGAUGAAGAAAGCAUCUGGUCUUAAAGUGCAGCAACUGGACAUUCAGCAGCAAGCAUUGAAGCUUACUGCAAACAGUAUGUAUGGAUGCCUAGGAUUUUCCAAUUCAAGAUUUUAUGCAAAGCCAAUUGCUGAACUUAUAACCCUACAAGGAAGGGAGAUACUGCAGAGUACUGUUGAUCUUGUUCAGAAUAACUUGAACUUAGAGGUCAUAUAUGGUGAUACUGAUUCAAUAAUGAUAUACAGUGGUCUAGAUGAUAUUGCAAAAGCAAAAGCAAUGGCUUCAAAAGUUAUUCAAGAGGUCAAUAAGAAAUAUAGGUGCUUGGAAAUUGAUCUUGAUGGUUUGUACAAGAGGAUGCUACUACUUAAGAAAAAGAAAUAUGCAGCUGUUAAAGUGCAGUUCAACGAUGAUACCCCGUAUGAGGUUAUUGAACGUAAAGGUCUUGAUAUUGUCCGCCGGGAUUGGAGCUUAUUAGCUAAAGAAUUGGGUGAUUUUUGCUUGACUCAAAUUUUGUCAGGAGGAUCAUGUGAAGAUGUUGUUGAAUCAAUUCACAAUUAUCUCAUGCAGGAGCAAGAAAAAAUGAGGAGUGGACAAGUACCAUUGGAGAAAUAUGUCAUCAAUAAAACAUUGACUAAACCUCCGGAGGCUUAUCCUGAUGCCAAAAACCAGCCACAUGUUCUUGUGGCACAAAGAAUGAAGCAACAAGGUUACUCCUCUGGUUGUUCUGUUGGUGAUACAAUCCCUUACAUAAUUUGCUAUGAAGAGGGCUGUAGUUCAGGUAGUGCAACAGGUAUUGCUCAGCGUGCAAGGCAUCCCGAUGAACUAAAACAAGAGCAAGGGAAAUGGCUUAUUGACAUUGAGUACUAUUUGUCACAACAGAUUCAUCCAGUGGUAUCACGUCUUUGUGCAUCAAUCCAGGGCACAAGCCCAGAAAGACUGGCCGACUGUUUAGGGCUUGACUCAUCAAAGUUUCAACAUAAAUCAAGUGAAGCUCCAAGUAGUGAUCCUACAAGCUCACUUUUAUUUGCUGCUGAUGACGAAGAAAGGUACAGGGGAUGUGAGCCACUGGUAUUGUGUUGCCCCAGCUGCUCUGAUUCUUUUGACUGCCCACCUGUUUUUAAGUCAAUUUGUUUGUUGGGAAGUGAAAAGAUAAGCAGCUCAGGCACGGAGGAAUCCAGUUACAAAUUCUGGCAUAAACUGCGAUGUUCCAAAUGCCCGGAAGAUGGUGUUGGAAGAAUAUCUCCUGCAAUGCUAACCAAUCAGGUCAAAAUGCAAACAGAGAAGUUUGUUUUAAUGUACUACAGAGGUGUACUGAUGUGUGAUGAUGAAACGUGUAAGCAUACGACACGCAGUAUCAACCUUAAGUUGGUGGGUGAUUCUGAGAGAGGAACUGUUUGUCCAAAUUAUCCUCGAUGCAACGGCCGUCUCCACAGAAAGUACACCGAGGCAGACUUGUACAAGCAGCUCUCAUAUUUCUGCCAUGUGUUGGAUACUUUUUGCAGUAUGGAGAAGAUGGAGGCUAAAUCUAGGAUGCUAAUUGAGAAGGAGUUGAUGAAGAUUAGACCAAUGGUUGAUCUAGCAGCAUCCACGGUACAGAAGUUAAGAGACCGUUGUGCCUACGGUUGGGUGAAUUUGCAGGACUUUGUUGUUCCUGUUUAAUUUAUACCUCCGAAUCCAGCAAAUGGAAUACCCAUAUGUAAAUGUCAGUCAAAAGUACUUUAUUGUACAUUGAGUUAUACCAUCCUUGAUUU
This is a messenger RNA of Arachis duranensis, 5038 nucleotides long. Its product is annotated as DNA polymerase alpha catalytic subunit. Gene Ontology annotation, biological process: mitotic DNA replication initiation; leading strand elongation; lagging strand elongation. Lineage: Eukaryota; Viridiplantae; Streptophyta; Magnoliopsida; Fabales; Fabaceae. Gene Ontology annotation, cellular component: alpha DNA polymerase:primase complex. The record is from RefSeq and is a predicted model, not a curated record. The transcript is spliced from 31 exons. Gene Ontology annotation, molecular function: chromatin binding; single-stranded DNA binding; DNA replication origin binding. Bases 279 to 4946 code for a protein of 1555 amino acids.